UUGAGUCGCUCAGUUUGACAGCCGGAUGUUUUGAUUCCAGCCGGGAAAAUACCCAGACAAGAUUUUUUGUGACUAAAAAACAAUGAAUUCGGAAGAAAAGGAUCCCCUGGCUAUGUCCGAAGAAGAAUCUGCAGCAACUGAAACCCCAAUCCAAGUAAAAAAGCGCAGAAGGAAGAGGCAAAAGCUCCCGAAAGAUGGACCAAAGCCAAUAAUUACCGGAUACGUGCGGUAUAUGAACGAGAAUAGGGAGCUAAUCCGGUCUCAAUUCCCUGACGUUCCCAUAGGAGAGAUUACACGGAAAUUGGCUCAAGGCUGGGCCAGUCUUACAGAUGAACAGAAGAAGCCCUACCUGGAUGCAGCUGAAUUGGACAAGAACCGAUUUAGCCGGGAAAUGGAGGAGUAUAAACAAAACCAGGCAAAGAAAACCACACCUGGGGAACCCAAGGUGACCCCACCAGUUGAGGAGAUAAGAAAAUCAAUCGAGAAACCUCCCCCAGCGGAGACUUUCGAGCAGAAAAAUGGAGAUUUCGACAUUCCUAUUUUUACGGAUGAAUUUCUGGAUCACAAUAAAUCCGUAGAGACGGAAUUGAGAGCCCUGAGGAAGUCCUUCACUGACUACGAACAGCAGAACUCAGUUCUGGAGAAGCAUGUGGAGAACAUGAGGAAUGGCAUCAAUAAACUCACAAAUGAGACGACUGAGAUGGCAACAAACAACAAGAUCCUCCAGGCCUAUCUGGAGAAAUUGCGUUCAAAACUUGUGAAUGCAAUGGGGAGCCUCCCAGCAGCCUCAGGAAGUGAUCAUAACAUCACCAUGGACAACAUAGAUGACUUCCUGCAGGAUCUACCAUCAGCCCAUGGCCAAGCGACUCUCAAUAAAGCAAAAGAUCUCAUCCGGAAACUCGAUCUCAACAUCCAAGUGUGAUCCCUGGUUCAAUAAAUCUCACAAUUUUCUCUA
Molecule: messenger RNA, 955 nt
Organism: Phlebotomus papatasi
Lineage: Eukaryota; Metazoa; Arthropoda; Insecta; Diptera; Psychodidae
Gene: Hmg-2
Product: high mobility group protein 20A
Exons: 1
Coding region: 83-922 (279 amino acids)
Biological process (GO): regulation of gene expression
Cellular component (GO): nucleus
Source: RefSeq, a predicted model, not a curated record